AACUAAAAACCAAGAUCAAGCACAGAGCUUGAGUUGAAAAUUGAAUGUGGUGAUACGUAGGCCUAACGUGAUAAAUAAAAAAAAAAAAAAGUGACAAACCUGUGAACGAUCAAGAAAAGGAACCAAUAUGAGGUGCUUGGUGGUGCAGACGGUACUGAUUACAGCAGCAGCUUUAACGAGCGUUCGAGGACAAGGGAUCCCGCGAACAAUUUCGGAUAGGCGAGGAGGACCACCCCUCCAGGUCAGAGCAGUUCAGCAUGGAACGGCGGUCCUUCCUUGCGACUUGAAACCCCCGCAGGAAAAUGAUUCCGCUAUUCUCGUCGUCUGGUACAAAAACGAUAUCACACCAAUUUAUAGCUACGACAUGAGGCCGAAACGUACGGAUCAGACGCCCCAUUGGAAAAAUCCAGAAUACCUUAACGAGCGGGCAACGUUUAAGGCGACAACUGAACCUGCGCAUCUCAACAUCAAUCGCGUCGAGGAGAACGACGAAGGUGACUACAGGUGCAGAGUUGACUUCACGAAGAGCCCGACCAGGAACUCCAGGGUGCAACUGACCGUCAUCGUGCCGCCGCACAAGCCCAACAUCCUUGAUGACAACGAGAGGUCGGUUCCUACGGUUGCUGGUCCCUACGUCGAGGGUGGACUCAUGCGGCUCACUUGCGUCGUCUUUGGGGGUCGACCUCAGCCUGUUGUGAGAUGGUGGAGAGGUGAAAUGCUUCUUGACUCGGAAGAGGAGCCGAGCGAAUCCCCUUCUGGGCCCCGAAGAAAUACUUUGGUCGUCACGAUGCUGACCAGGGCAGAUUUGCACGCAGAAUUCACUUGCCAGGCGUCGAACAACAACAUCAGUCAACCAGUUUCAGCGUCCGUUAGAAUCGAGAUGUACCUGAAGCCAAUGAGUGUCCAGAUGCUCGUCAGUGAUUUGGCGCCCCUCAGUGCUGAAAAAAAGUACAGCAUAAACUGCAUGACAUACGGAUCAAGACCACCGGCCAAGACCACGUGGUACCUGAACGGCAAAAGCUUGGACAACUACUCGGAAAAGAUAUCGCCGGACAUGAACAUGACCAUGUCAACCUUGAGCUUCAAGGCCACGCUUCAGGAUCAUAAAAAGAAGCUGACCUGCCGGGCCGAGAACAACAAGGUCCACGGAGGCGUCGAGGAGGCCAACUGGGAACUGGACAUCAAUUUUGUUCCUGUUCUUCGGCUCGAGCUUGGAUCGAACAUGAACCCCGAGGACAUCGAGGAGGGUGACGACGUCUAUUUUGAGUGCAAGGUCCACGCCAAUCCUGAAGCUUACAAGGUCGUCUGGAAGCACAACGGAAACGUUAUACAGAACAACGCGAAGAACGGUGUUUUCGUUCAACGAUACGACCUCGCUUUCAGAAAGGUGAACCGCUCCCAGGCUGGCAAUUACACCUGCGUCGCCAGCAACGUCGAGGGCGAUGGUACCAGCAACAGUGUAGAGCUGAAGAUCAUGUAUAAACCGCUUUGUCUUCCGGACCAGAAGCUGGUCUAUGGUGUUGCGAGGCACGAAGAGGCCCGAGUGAUUUGUCGCGUCGAGGCUUACCCGGCUCCCCACAGCUUCCGAUGGGCCUUCAACAACACCGAAGAAAUGGUAGACGUUCCUCAGGCCAGGUUCAAGAACUCUACCAGAAGAACGCAGAGCAUUCUUACGUACAGACCGGUCACCGAAAUGGACUAUGGAAUGGUGCUAUGCUGGGCAAGCAACACCGCUGGAAUACAGAAGAACGCGUGCAUGUUCCACAUCAUUCCUGCACAGAAGCCAGAAUCGCCGUACAACUGCACGUUAACAAACCAGACGACGGACUCGUUAUCGGUAGAAUGUACGGCGGGGUUCGACGGUGGUCAGCAGCAGUACUUUUUCCUUGAAGUAUUCGACCAGCACACGGCGGUACUGCAGGCGAACAGGACGUCGAAAGAUGCUGCGUUCACCGUUGCUGGCUUGGAGCCAGGAAAAGUUUUGAAGAUGGUCCUUUACGCCGCGAAUUCAAAGGGGCGAAGCAAAGAGACGCUACUUGAAGGGUUCACGUUGAAGGUUGCCGAGAAGCAGACUGGAACGCCAAUCCCGUUCGAAUUUACGCCGCUGUUAGGAGUCCUCAUCGGAGUAAUAACUGCCCUGGUUCUUGUGACCCUUGUCAUCCUCGGGGCGCUCAAACUGAAGAGCGACCGUCGAGCUCAGCGGCCGGGCGACCUGCCCCUGAAGAAAGCAACGGCCCCAAGCGCCGAGGAACUUUAUGACACUGACGAUAGGAACCCCGACGUCGUGCCGACGAACAAAGAUUCAGAUUACCAGCUCACCGGUUCGACCGCCGGAACUCCACUCGCCGUUCAAACAACCCCCGAUGGACAGUCGGCCACCAUGCCAGCUCAUCAGAUCAACCAUCUCCAAGGGCUUCCACCCACCUAUCAGAUCAACGAGUACAACAAUUAUCCCACCCUACCGCUAUCGGGGGAGGUGACGUACGCUGAGCUUUGCCUGGCGCGUCCGACGACCCUUGCGACGACGGGAAUGGACUCAAAAUUGGGAGUGAUCGUCGGGGGCAAGCCGUACACGAAGGAAGCUACGGUUUACGCCUGCAUAGACCAUACCGUGCGGCAGCCAACGCCGCUAGGAUUUCAGCAACAGCAACAGCAACAGCAACAGCAACAGGAUUCCGGACUUGUGACGCCCGGAAGUGGAAUUAUUUCGGGGAAGCACCACCCUCGUGAGGUCGUUACAGUCCGCACACCCCUUAUCUCUACUCAGGAGAGCUGCGUAUAGGGAAGGGAUUGCGACGCGCUUAACGUCAACGAGUAUUACGUCUGAGACAACCGAUCAUCCCUCUUAAAUCGCCCGCAGAAAAAAAAAAAAAAAAAAAAAAAAAAAC
This is a messenger RNA of Diprion similis, 2888 nucleotides long. RefSeq names its product synaptogenesis protein syg-2-like. Gene Ontology annotation, molecular function: protein binding. NCBI's taxonomy places the organism in Eukaryota, Metazoa, Arthropoda, Insecta, Hymenoptera, Diprionidae. The transcript is spliced from 15 exons. The record is from RefSeq and is a predicted model, not a curated record. Bases 128 to 2782 code for a protein of 884 amino acids.